AUGCAGAGUCUCUCCGGAAAGACAGAUCCCUCUACACUGUCGGCGGUUUUUAGCCUCGUGCUCCCGUACCAGCCGCCACGCAACAAGCUCGCGGCCUACGUGUGGCGCAAGCGCAUGCUCUUCGAGAGCACCACUGGUCUCGUUUACCUCGAGCCAUGGGAGAAGCUCUUCAUAUUCUCGGUCGCUCUCAUCCCCUCGGCAUGCCUUCUUUUCGUCUUCGUUCUCGCUCUCACCCCCAUGCUCGAAAUGGCAUCGUUGUACAUCCGCGCUUCACUCACCUCCAUUGAAUGGGCCCUAACUUAUCCCGGUCUCUUCGUCCGCAUUCCCGACUCUGUCCCAGGGGAGAUGCAGAUGUGGGUUGCGAGAAACUUAUCGCGUGCAUUGUAG
Molecule: messenger RNA, 387 nt
Organism: Sparassis crispa
Lineage: Eukaryota; Fungi; Basidiomycota; Agaricomycetes; Polyporales; Sparassidaceae
Exons: 2
Coding region: 1-387 (128 amino acids)
Source: RefSeq, a predicted model, not a curated record